This is a messenger RNA of Brassica oleracea var. oleracea, 2095 nucleotides long. RefSeq names its product beta-glucosidase BoGH3B-like. Lineage: Eukaryota; Viridiplantae; Streptophyta; Magnoliopsida; Brassicales; Brassicaceae. The record is from RefSeq and is a predicted model, not a curated record. The transcript has 9 exons. Gene Ontology annotation, molecular function: beta-glucosidase activity. Gene Ontology annotation, biological process: glucan catabolic process. Bases 52 to 2016 code for a protein of 654 amino acids.
UUCAUCGUUCUCGUCGUCAUCACUUUUCUUUUAUUGUCUUCUCCUUCUCAAAUGAUUAAAUUAUUCUUCAACUAUUUUACCGCUAAUCAGCUGCAGGUGUCGAGAGUGAAGGAAGCAAAGAUGUGCACUCUGAGUUACUUUCUACACACGUUAGGGCUUCUCAUGCUCUGCCUUUCCGUGGCAGCUAACAAAGAGUCACUUUCUAACGCCAGGUACAAAAACCCGAAAGAGCCAUUGGAAGUAAGAAUCAAGAACCUGAUGAGUCAUAUGACCCUUGAAGAGAAACUCGGCCAGAUGGUUCAGGUGGAACGCGUCAAUGCCACAACCAAAGUCGUUAGAAACUACUUCAUCGGGAGUGCGUUUAGCGGUGGAGGGAGCGUGCCGGCGCCAAACGCCACCCCUGAAGCUUGGGUGAACAUGGUGAAUAAGAUUCAAAAGGCAGCUCUUUCGACCCGCUUAGGGAUUCCCAUUAUCUACGGGAUCGAUGCUCUUCAUGGUCACAACAAUGCGUACAAUGCCACCAUUUUCCCGCAUAACGUAGGCCUUGGAGUCACCAGGGACCCUGGCCUUGUGAAGAGGAUUGGUGAAGCAACUGCUCUUGAAGUUAGAGCAACGGGAAUCCAAUAUGUCUUUGCUCCAUGUAUUGCAGUGUGUAGAGACCCUAGAUGGGGGAGAUGCUAUGAGAGCUACAGUGAGGAUCAUAGAAUAGUUCAACAAAUGACUGAGAUCAUACCUGGUUUGCAAGGUGACCUUCCCAGGGGUCAUAAGGGUGUUCCUUACGUCGCUGGCAAGACCAAAGUAGCAGCCUGUGCCAAACACUUUGUUGGAGAUGGAGGUACAUUGAGAGGGAUGAACGCUAACGACACGGUUAUUAACUCAAAUGGACUGCUAGACAUACACAUGCCGGCUUAUUACGAUGCGGUAAACAAGGGUGUUGCCACGGUUAUGGUGUCAUACUCGUCACUGAACGGGUUGAAAAUGCAUGCUAAUAAGAAACUUGUCACAGGUUUCCUCAAGAAGAAGUUGAAGUUCAAGGGCAUUGUCAUAUCAGAUUUUCUAGGUGUUGAUCAGAUCACUACACCUAUUCAUGCUAACUAUUCACACUCUGUUUACGCUGCUAUCACUGCUGGAAUCGAUAUGAUCAUGGGUUCAUCAAACUUGACCGAGUUAAUCAACGACUUAACCAGUCAAGUGAAGAGAAAACACAUCCCAAUGAGCAGAAUCAACGAUGCUGUGGAGAGAAUCUUGAGAGUCAAAUUCACAAUGGGGCUCUUUGAGGAUCCCAUGGCUGAUCAUAGCUUGGCCAACAAGCUCGGCUGUAAGGAACACAGGGAGCUAGCAAGGGAAGCAGUGAGGAAAUCUCUAGUGCUGUUAAAGAAUGGUGAAAAUGCAGAUGAGCCAUUGCUUCCCCUGCCAAAGAAAGCCAAAAAGAUCCUUGUCGCCGGAACGCACGCUGAUAACUUGGGAUACCAAUGUGGAGGCUGGACAAUCACUUGGCAAGGCCUCAAUACCAACAAUCUCACCAUAGGUACAACGAUCCUCACCGCAGUGAAGAACACGGUGGAUCCAAAGACGCAAGUCGUCUACAACGAGAAUCCAGACACCACCUUCGUCAACUCAAGCCGCUUCGAUUACGCGAUCGUGGUCAUCGGGGAGACACCGUACGCGGAAGGGUACGGAGACAGCACGAACUUAACCAUAGCCGAACCGGGUCAGAGCAUAAUGGAGAACGUGUGCGGGCUAGUGAAAUGUGUGGUGGUGGUUAUCUCGGGACGUCCGGUGAUGAUGCAGCCGUACGUAAGUGAGAUCGACGCUCUAGUUGCGGCGUGGCUUCCAGGAACGGAAGGUCAGGGAGUGGCUGAUGUUUUGUUCGGAUAUUAUGGAUUCACCGGGAAGCUUGCUAGGACGUGGUUCAGGACAGUGGAUCAGUUGCCUAUGAACGUUGGUGACCCGCAUUAUGACCCGUUGUACCCGUUUGGAUUCGGGUUGACCACAAAGCCGAAUAAACAGCUUUGAGCUUUCGUUAAGAGUUUGUUUAAUUGGCGCCAACGUUGAAAGUUAGUUAAGAAAAAUCUAUAAAAUGAUAUUUAAAAUA